GCCAUGCUUGGUUCAAGGCUCUUUAGUCCAGUCCACGUUCUUCUUCCGUGUACUGUACUUGAGCCCCAGCGGUUUCUAGAUCCAUGGAGUCUCUAGAUGUUGUUUCGCAGCUUGCCCACAUCUCACGGCGGAUUUUGCAGAUCUUCUCUUGCGCAGAACGCAGAAGAUCAGCAGGGCACGACCUUGCGCGAAGGCAUGAUGAUGGUGAUGCAGAGGGAGCCUUUGAGCAAGAAGCCCUCGAAGCAGCUCACCAACUCAGAACUUGCGCAUCAAGUUGUGAGGCACUUGACGACGCAAUACAAUGACGAAGCGCUCACAACAAUGGAGGUGGAGCUUGCCCUUUCUCCCCGCGGGCUGACGCAGGUUCCGUUCCAAGGCAGAGGACCGACAGGGACGGAGAGAGCACGAAGCUCUCGAGCAGCACAGGCAGCGACGUGAUCACUGGGGGCAGCAUUUCGCUGCAGGGCGGCCUGAGCAUGACCGCAGCCACCGAGAACACGGACAAAUCGAACCCGCCUGAUUCUCAUUGAACAUCAGCAUAUGUCAUAUCGCCAGGAACGUCCAGGGCUCUUCGCGCAGCGUUGUCGCAGCUUCAGAGAAUGCAGAGCGCGGCCCCGCUGGAGCAGGGCGCACCAGCAGUGUCGCGCUUCACUGGCAAGGGCAAGGGCAUGGAUGAUUGUCCCAAACCUGCAUGGCGGGGCAAGUGGCGCCGACUCGUGAGCCCAGCUGAGGCAUUGGACCGGUCAGUCCAGAAUCCUCGUGCGGAGCUCUUCGAUCCGGCAAAGGACGACAGUUCCGUGCCCAGCACCAGGCCUGAGAAUGAGUACUUGGGAGAGGAGCCCUCCGUCUUCGGCGAGGAGGCUGAAAACAAGCAGGUGGGCCCCAUCGAGCAGAUCGACUUCCAGAGGUUCAGCUCCAACCUGACUGCCUUAAUCUGCGAGGCUGCGUCCAAGACGUCCGACAAGGCACAGGCAAUGGACUUAGCCGUGCAGAAUAUCAAGCGGCACAUCCCUCAGGUGGCGGUCAACCAGGACGCCCGCAUAACGCAUAACCUUGAGCGAUGUACCAGAUAAGGUUCUGCAUGCUGAGGGCGUGUGCGAAGAGGAUCCAGUAGGAGGCAUGAGCUUGAAGUAGCACACCCCUCCCACCUUGCCCUUCCAUCGUCGUUUCUGCUUGCUUUAGGCUUGGCUAGGCAACAGCAGUAGUUGCAGGAACGGGGCGGGG
This is a messenger RNA of Prorocentrum cordatum, 1224 nucleotides long. NCBI's taxonomy places the organism in Eukaryota, Dinophyceae, Prorocentrales, Prorocentraceae. The record is from the annotation of a GenBank genome assembly.